This is a messenger RNA of Amoebophrya sp. A25, 2949 nucleotides long. NCBI's taxonomy places the organism in Eukaryota, Dinophyceae, Syndiniales, Amoebophryaceae. The record is from the annotation of a GenBank genome assembly.
AUGCCUGGGGCUAUUCAACAGGCGCGCUGCCGUUUUUGUGCCAAGUCGGUCCUUGGAUGGCACACGCGACCACUCACGUCUAACGGGCUUUUCUGCAGGGAUCACACUCUUGGGCCACUUGUCUGCGCUGCGCCCCCUGCAGACGCUGCUGCACCAGGCCGGAUUGAUGAGUUGUUGGCGCAUGAGGUCUCUUGCCCGAUGCGUGCCGCCUUUGAGCAGACUGAUGAGAGCUCCCUGCAGGCGCCGACGUGUUUCCGUGAGGGGGAUGCCCUUGCUGAGGUUUUGCGGAUGCACUCUAGCACAACGAAAGAAGACGGCGACUUGCAUCAUUUGGCGUUGUUUUUUGACACUGACGAAUUGGCAUCCCUGGCGACGAAGCCUGUGGUGCCGGCCUGUUUUAGUGAUGAGAUCCAGGCUGCAAACGCGCGUGUCUAUGAGGCUCUGACUUCGUGCCCGUUCUUGAGGUGCCGCACUUGUAGAGAUGGCUCUAUCAGCCUAGUUGAGUGCUUUUGUCAGGAGUGUACUGCCUGGGCAGAGGGAGCUAGCGCCAGGUCCGACGGUUCGUCCUCUUUUGACUUGAGCAUAUCUGGCGCCUCUGACGACGCAGCCCACGGCGCUGCGCCUGGUGUUGGCUCUUCUGGGCGGGUUGGCCGUACCUUCGGGUCUGUUAGUGUUGCGUACAGGCACUCGCGACGGGUGCUCCAGAGACACACAAUUGAGCGGGUGGACGCACCACUGAAGAAGCCGACUAAGUCAUCUGCUGAGAUUGCCAGCCGUAGGAGGAAGCGACACAAGGUGACCUUGGCGACUCAGUUCGUGCACCGAAGGCGACCAUCCCUGAUGUGUACGGAGCCGCGGGCGACGGUGGCUUGGCUGGACUGCCCAGUGUGUUACCUGUUCAUAUUUCGUGGUCGCAGGCGCGGCGUUGCCUCUGUGUUUCGGUGCCUGUUGUUGUCGAUGGUGCCAAGCGGCGCAUCUCGAAGGAUGUUCGGCCUUCUGACUACGGUGAUAACGCAUUAUCGGCCUUUCGUGCUGCUGUCGCUUUGAAGCAAGAAAUUCUUGAGGGCCCUGCGUCAUUUGUUCGGUUCAAGAUCCGACGCAAGAGAAGCAGGCUGAUUGGCGCUCCAUGUGUUGAAGAAGGGCCGGCCAAGGUCGACGAAGAAGAUGAUCUUUUAGCUGAUUAGGCGCGUGUUUGUAGAACCAGUCAAGUGCGCUGCAAGCAAAAAAAAAGUGUUAGUUUAUUGGAGAUCUCUACUUACAAGGACUGCGAAUCAGGCUAAGGACUCGCGACCCGUUUACAUGACUACUUACUUUCGUGCUGGCUUUAAAGGAAACUGAUGCUUAACGUUGAAAGACAGGCAACAGCCAACCAUGAGUAGGCUUUUCGUAUUCCUUCUCGUCGUCUCUUAAAAUUGAUUUCGCAUCUUGUUCUCGCAACUUAAAAGUAACUUUCUACAACUAUGUAGCUAACUGAUUCCGCAUCUUGUUUUCGCAACUUCGUUCUUCUUUUUCUCUGUAGUUGACGCUGGCCGAGCCCUUGAGAAAGUGGGAAGAAACUACGGCGAAAGUAUUUUGGGGAUGGAUUUUUUUUUUUUGUCCCCUGACGCAGUACAGCUGGAGCCCUUCAACUCGUCUGCUUUUGUUGUGUCAGCUGGUGCGUCGUCGUCUUCUGGGUCGAGUGGGUCGUGUUGGUUAUCUGGAUGGGGGGUCUGUCUGGGUUGUUGGAGGGCUGGGGGGUGUUCCGUGUCCUUCAGUAGAGAGAUGGGAGUGAAGUUGCAAAGCGCGGGAGGGCUCUCGGGGGUCGCCUAUGUUUUCCCAGCGUCCGGGCUCGAGUUUGGGGGUGUGCUUGACGUAGUUGCCUUUGGGUGUUUGCUUCGGGGUGUGACAGGUCGGGGAGUGUUUUGGGGCUUGUUUUGGGGGUCUUGCCUGUUUUUGCGCGAGAGCCUCGUAGAUUGGGGCGCGCCUUCGCUUUUCCCGGGUUUGGUGGUCGUCGGUCUUUCUCUCUGGUGUGAGGCCAUGGCCGGCGCAGGAGUUUCCAGGGGUUCGGGAUGAAAAUGCGCAGACAACUGCGGGGGGUGGUCGCAGAAAGUCCUGGCGGAAAUGCCCGGAAACUCCCCAGAAAGUGUCAGCCUUUUAAGUACUUUCUUGGCACUUUCAAACAAUUCCGGGCCCGAGUUUCUUGGCAGUUUCCUGGGAGUUUCUUCGAAAGUUUCUGGGUGCUCUUUCUGUUGAGUUUCUGGAAAGUUUCCCGGGUGUUGUGGUUUUUCUGGCCCAAAGGCUCCGCGUGGGUUUUUCGCGUGUGGUCUCUUGGGUUUCGUCGUGGGUGUGGUCGCGGCCGUUGGGUUUCGUUGCCGGUACUAGUUGUUCCGGUUGGGUAUUUCGAUGGGCGUGCUGUCGAUCAUGGUGGUCCUCUUGUUGCAGCAGUUCCGCGAGGAGCUUGGUUGGGCGGGGUGGGUUUGGGGAUGGGGUGGGGGGGGUUGUUUAGAGCUCGGGACCGCUUCGGCCCGAGUUUUCUCAGAUUGAUUGUGCGGGGGUGCAAUGGGGGCCAUCAAAUCGAGUGGGGCCCUGUGCCUUCGCUUGUGCUUUCUCGUCCGCUCGGGUGGUUCGUGUUCUGUUGCUUCGGUGUCUGUCCAGUCGUUCGCCCUCUCGGGUGGUGGGGUUUCUUUGUUCCCGUGUGUUGGUUGGGAUUUUUUGCAGUUUCAAAAUUGUUUCUAUUUAGUUUCUGAGCAAGCCUCAAAGGGUCCUGGCCGGCGUCAACUGUAGGCUGUUUGCUUUUUACCUGCUGUUCGUUUUAAAAUAGGUCACGGCUUUGCUUGAGUAGUUGUUAGCUUUAGCAUCCUAGAGUUCACUUGAGUUUUCUGCUCCUAUCUCCUUCUUGAGUUGUCUCUGUGUGUCUGUGAAGUGUUUGCUUUCUCUGCGCCCACCACUGCUGGCGCGUCGAACUCUUCG